CCCUUGCUUGCUCUUGUACUUGACGAGCACCAAGAACACAUUUGGCCUCUUUCUCUGUCUCUAGAGGUCAUCGGUUCUGUUUCUAUGUUGACUCAUCAAUAAUUGUCUUUGUCUUUGUGUGCAAUGAGCAUGGAAAUAUUCCCACCAUAGUUUCUUCAAUUCUUUCUUAUAUGUUUUCUAACUUUCUUUCUUCUUUCCCUGAUAUACAAUGAUCAAGUUCAGAUAUGAUUCAAACAGUUCCUUGAUCACCAUCCUCUUUUUCAUUCUUCUUCUUCCAAUUUUAGCAUCUUCAGCCUGCACAUGUGAAAAGCAACGCAAAGAUCAAAACAAAUCCAAGGAAGUGCUCCGAUAUAAACUAGUUGCAAUAGUUUCAGUUCUAGUUUCUGGUGCUCUAGGAGUUUGCCUUCCGUUUCUGGUGAAGAACAUAUCGUCGAUUCUCCACCCAGAUAAGGACUUUUAUCUCCUAAUCAAGGCCUUUGCGGCUGGGGUGAUCUUAGCAACAGGGUUUGUUCAUGUGCUUCCUGAUGCUCAUGAAAGUUUGACAAGUCCCUGCCUAAGUAAAAAUCCAUGGGGAAGGUUUCCCUUUACAGGUUUUGUUGCUAUGGUAUCAGCCAUUGGUACAUUGAUGAUGGAAGCUAUUGCUACUGGGUACCAUAAGAGGUCUGAGCUCAAGAAAUCUCAGCCAGUUGAUGGUGAUGAAGAGAGUGAUCAUGGGGCACAUCAUGCUGGUCAUGUCCAUGGUUCUGCAUUGGUGUUAGAAUCUUCAAAUUCGUCAGAGCUUAUCCGCCAUCGUAUCAUAUCUCAGGUUUUGGAGUUAGGAAUUGUGGUUCAUUCAGUGAUCAUUGGGAUCUCCCUUGGUGCUUGUCAAAGCCCUCACACAAUCAAGCCUUUGGUGGCAGCAUUGAGUUUCCAUCAAUUCUUUGAGGGCAUGGGGCUUGGUGGAUGCAUCUAUCAGGCAAAGUUCAAGCAUAAAACCAUGGCAACAAUGGUGCUAUUUUUUUCCCUUACCACCCCAGUUGGGAUAGCUGUUGGCAUUGCAAUAUCAAACACCUACACUAAGAGCAGCCCAACUGCACUAAUUGUUCAAGGGCUUCUCUUAUCAGCAUCUGCUGGGAUUCUCAUUUACAUGGCGCUUGUUGAUCUUCUUGCAGCUGAUUUCAUAAACAAUGCCAAAAUGCUAGGAAAUCCAAAGCUCCAACUUGGUGCUAAUUUUACUCUUCUUUUAGGAGCAUGUUUUAUGUCUCUCAUGGCCAAGUGGGGAGAAUCCUAAUUAGAUUCCAGUUUACUAAAGUUUUAUAUAUAUGGCGACAUGAUUUAAAUCA
Messenger RNA from Prunus dulcis (almond), 1322 nucleotides. RefSeq names its product zinc transporter 5-like. Gene Ontology annotation, molecular function: zinc ion transmembrane transporter activity. Gene Ontology annotation, biological process: zinc ion transmembrane transport. The transcript has 3 exons. Gene Ontology annotation, cellular component: plasma membrane. The coding region runs from base 209 to 1270 and encodes 353 amino acids. NCBI's taxonomy places the organism in Eukaryota, Viridiplantae, Streptophyta, Magnoliopsida, Rosales, Rosaceae. The record is from RefSeq and is a predicted model, not a curated record.